AUGACUGAAGAAGAGACAACUAAAAUAAUUGAUGAAUUAGUAGAUGCGUUUAAGCGUGAAGGGAAAUUCGAUCAAUUAAGGAAAGACACAUUGGAAAAGGUGAUAUCAAAUGAAAGCUUUUCUCGUAUUGCCGAAGAAUCGAAUCGAAUUGCAGAUAGUAUUUUGAAGUCUUUGUCGAGCCACGUGACGAAAGAUAAGGCUCGGACAACUAUUCGGGAACAGUUGAAUGUAAAUCUUCGUCAAAAAAUAGAAACAGCUGUCUUUCAGGUUAUGGGGACCGAUGAUAACAUCCGACUCAUCUUAGACCAAGUAGCAAUUCCAAUUUCUUCGUAUUUAGGCUUAGAUGAAGAGAACGAACCAAAAGUUGAAGAAGGAGAGUUGAAAAAUGAAAAUCAUCAGGUCUGUGACAUGGAGAUUGAAUCGGAUUCGGAAAAGGGGGAUGUAAACCAAGAAGCAAUGCAUAAUAAAAAGAGCAUCCAGGAUGGAUGUCACGUAAUUUUUGAGGAACCUUGCUCUUCUAAUCCAAAAGUUACGGAAACUGAGGAGGCACCAGUUUUUGCUGAUUCUCAAAAUGAAACCCUUUUCAACUCGAACCAUGAACUGGAAGAUCCCUCAUCUAAAAACGCAAUAGUGAUAGGCGAAGUGAGGUCCAAGAAUAAUAAGUCAUCUGAUUCCUGUGUGGAUCAAGUGAAAAGUACAAUCACUACACCAAACUUGUGUGAUGCGCCGAAAGAAUUUUCUGAAGAUAGGGCGCGGCGUCAAAGGAAGCCACGUCGAGACCCUGAUUUUGCUUAUUUCAAUUAG
This is a messenger RNA of Enterobius vermicularis (human pinworm), 804 nucleotides long. The record is from the annotation of a GenBank genome assembly. Lineage: Eukaryota; Metazoa; Nematoda; Chromadorea; Rhabditida; Oxyuridae.